Messenger RNA from Gossypium arboreum, 474 nucleotides. RefSeq lists its product as uncharacterized. The record is from RefSeq and is a predicted model, not a curated record. NCBI's taxonomy places the organism in Eukaryota, Viridiplantae, Streptophyta, Magnoliopsida, Malvales, Malvaceae. The transcript has a single exon. The coding region runs from base 262 to 474 and encodes 70 amino acids.
UCCAAGGGCUUCUUCCAAUCAAAACAGCGUCGACUCCAAGUUCCUCUUCCGGUCAUGAACCUUUCCUUUGUCUUCUGCUUCUCUCUUUGUCCUUAAAUUCAUUUCCCUUUGUCCUUCUCCACCUGUCUCUCUCUCUCUGCUUCCUCCUUUUUAUCGUGGUUGACUUGGCCUUCUUAAGCAAAAAUUUGCUAUAAAACCUUCAUGCAUUUCUCAACUCCACCCCAUAAAUUUCAAAACUGCUGAAGAAACAAAAGGAGAGCAAUGUCGGGCGAUUGGGGGCCUGUGUUAGUGGCAACGGUGCUGUUCGUGUUGUGCACACCAGGGUUGCUUUGUCAGUUGCCUGGAAACAAAAGGCCAGUGGAAUUUGCAAACUUUCAGACCAGCCCCAUCUCCAUUUUUAUUCACACAAUCAUAUUCUUUGGCCUAGUCACCAUCUUUGUGAUAGCUAUUGGAAUUCACAUCUACUCAGGCUAG